CCUCCUUCCGCGCCGGCGGUGCCAGCCCAGACGCCAGCCCCGGCACGCUGACAGACGACUUUUCUUACUUGUCAGUUUUCUCGCUUGUCAGCAGAGCUGCUGCUAUGGAGUCCCCGACCAAAGAGAUAGAAGAAUUUGAGAGCAACUCUCUGAAAUACCUGCAACCGGAACAGAUCGAGAAAAUCUGGCUUCGGCUUCGAGGGCUGAGGAAAUAUAAGAAAACAUCCCAGAGGUUACGGUCUUUGGUCAAACAAUUAGAGAGAGGGGAGGCUUCCGUGGUAGAUCUUAAGAAGAAUUUGGAAUAUGCAGCCACAGUGCUUGAAUCUGUAUACAUUGAUGAAACCAGGCGACUCCUGGAUACGGAAGAUGAGCUUAGUGACAUUCAGUCGGAUGCAGUGCCUUCUGAGGUCCGAGACUGGCUGGCCUCCACCUUCACUCGGCAAAUGGGGAUGAUGCUGCGGAGGAGCGAGGAGAAGCCCAGGUUCAAGAGCAUCGUCCAUGCAGUGCAGGCUGGGAUAUUUGUGGAAAGAAUGUAUAGACGAACUUCAAACAUGGUUGGACUGAGCUACCCACCAGCUGUUAUUGAAGCAUUAAAGGAUGUGGACAAGUGGUCCUUUGAUGUCUUUUCUCUCAAUGAGGCAAGUGGGGACCAUGCACUGAAGUUUAUUUUCUAUGAAUUACUCACACGCUAUGAUUUGAUAAGCCGUUUCAAGAUCCCCAUUUCUGCACUUGUUUCAUUUGUGGAGGCUCUGGAAGUGGGAUACAGCAAACAUAAAAAUCCUUACCAUAAUUUAAUGCAUGCCGCUGACGUCACGCAGACUGUGCAUUACCUCCUUUAUAAGACAGGAGUAGCGAACUGGCUGACGGAGCUGGAGAUCUUUGCUAUAAUCUUCUCAGCUGCUAUCCACGACUAUGAGCAUACCGGAACCACCAACAAUUUCCACAUUCAGACUCGGUCUGAUUCAGCUAUUCUGUACAACGAUAGAUCUGUGCUGGAAAAUCACCAUUUGAGUGCAGUCUAUCGCCUUCUGCAAGAGGAUGAGGAAAUGAAUAUUUUGAUCAACCUCUCGAAGGAUGACUGGCGGGAGUUUCGAACCUUGGUCAUUGAGAUGGUGAUGGCCACAGAUAUGUCUUGUCAUUUUCAACAAAUCAAAGCCAUGAAGACUGCUUUGCAGCAGCCAGAAGCAAUUGAAAAGCCAAAAGCCUUAUCCCUUAUGCUGCAUACGGCAGAUAUUAGCCAUCCAGCCAAAGCGUGGGAUCUCCAUCAUCGGUGGACAAUGUCACUGCUGGAGGAGUUCUUCCGACAGGGUGACAGAGAAGCGGAGCUGGGGCUGCCGUUUUCUCCUCUGUGUGACCGGAAGUCGACUAUGGUUGCUCAGUCGCAAGUAGGUUUUAUUGAUUUCAUUGUGGAACCCACCUUCACUGUGCUCACAGACAUGACUGAAAAGAUUGUGAGUCCAUUAAUUGAUGAAACCUCCCAAACCGGUGGGAUAGGACAGAGGCGUUCAAGUUUGAACAGCAUCAGCUCGUCAGAUGCCAAGCGAUCAGGUGUCAAGAGUUCUGGGUCAGAGGGAAGUGCCCCAAUCAACAAUUCUGUCAUCCCAGUUGACUAUAAGAGCUUUAAAACCACUUGGACUGAGGUGGUGCACAUCAAUAGGGAGAGAUGGAGAGCCAAGGUGCCCAAAGAGGAGAAGGCCAAGAAGGAAGCAGAGGAAAAGGCCCGCCUGGCCGCAGAGAAGCAGCAAAAGGAAAUGGAAGCCAAAAUCCAGGCUGAAGAAGGCACAGCUGGCAAGGCUGAGGAAAAGACCUCUGGAGAAGGAAAGAAUCAAGUCAAUGGAACGCACACAAACAAAAGCGACAACCCUCGCGGGAAGAAUUCCAAAGCCGAGAAGUCACCAGGAGCAAAGCAAAAAAAUGGUGACUUGAAAGAUGGUAAAAAUAAGGCAGACAAGAAGGAUCACUCUAAUGUCGGAAAUGAUUCAAAGAAAGCAGAUGGCACCAAGCGACGUUCUCAUGGCUCACCGGCCCCAAGCACUAGCUCCACAAGUCGUCUGACCUUACCAGGGGACUACGGAUAAAACGUCCAUGCAGAAGAUUCCUUGGAAGAGACCUGACCAGCUCUGAGGUCUGAAGACAUUUUAGGAAGGUUAUGUUUCUUUUACCAACACAAAGUAUUAUACAUGUUAUACAUUAAGUAAUUAACUUAAAAAUUAUGAUCUCUGAUAUCCCUAAUACAGAUUUUUAACAAAAGGUAUUUUUGAUAUGCAUUGCACACGCACAAAUAUCAGGGACAAUGUGUUAUCUCUUUGAAUCCUCGCAACAAUCCUUUAAGGAAGGUACUAUUAUCUCCAAUUCAUAGAUUGGGAAACUGAGGCACAACAGAUAAAUAGAUUGUCCAAAAUUAGCAGGGGGCAAGUGUGUGGCGUUUUUUCUCUAAGAUUCAUUGGCAGGGGAUAAAGACUGAAGCUAAAUAGUCCACACUGUAACUUUUCUUUCACAUAUGUAUUCUGCCAGAAUUAGAUCAAUUCUCCACAUACCAGUUUCCAGCACAUUGUUGGGGUAUGGAGGGACCCUGCGCUAUUUUUUAAGUGAAAACUUGAACAAGUGUUGUCUUUGCAACUUCCCUGUACUUCGAAUUCCCUUUAAAGGAUGCCAGUCAUCACUGUGGACUGGAUCAAGGCUUGUUGUUAUGCUUCGAUUUAGCACUUCGGAGCUUUAUAAUUCUGAAGAAAUUUAUUUUUACAGGCUUCUGAAAUUGGUGCCUGUUAGCAUGAACAUAGAGAGACUUAGCCUUGCAUUUCCAAUCUUCACAUACACAACUGGACAAAUGCACACAUUGAUGAGAAAAAUCAAGCAAAAGACUCAGUUUGUGUAACCUCCAACAUAUGUUUCUCCAAUUGAGAUAAUAUGAAUCAUGAACUUUAUGCGUGCCAGGGCAAACAAAACAAACACAAAGAACUCAAUUAAAGAUGGUCAUCUCCUUGAGGGAGGUCUUUUUUAUUCUAUUUUUAUAUCCUCAGCAUUAAAUCAUGAGGUCAGAGGGCAUUUGAUAGGCAGCCAUUGUUUGAAUAAGAAAAGAGCUGAUUUUUCAGCCUCAGGUAAUCAUUCCUUCCCUUUCACCUAUUUGUGAAAGGAAGGAGGGCUUGAAACUAUGCCUCAAUGCCUCUUCAUGGUGUGUGAGACCUGUAGAAAUGAGCCAAGAUUUGAGCAUUUGUAUAAGACAAAGGGUUGUUUAGGACUCAGACUUGAAACUGGAAAGGAAAGGAACUCACUGACAUUCUUCUUAAGCAAAUAAUGAGCAAACAAAUGUAGGUGUCAAGACACUGCUGCAGUGAGGGAUAAAUAGUAAGUUCUGUAGAGCCCAGUCACCUCUGCCAGCUGGUGUAUAUUCCAAGUGACUGAUUUUGGGGAGAUUUAUGAAGGGUCCUGAGUGUGAAGUAGCUUAUUUGCUCUUUGGUUAUGUCUUAGCACCAACUGUUAUCAGCACUGAUUAAGUUCUGGAGAUGCAAGGGUGCAAACCCUCUGUCCCUGUUUCAUGAAGAUAUAAGGUGGAAUUGAAUUAUCUAUCACGAUGAAGCACAAAGAGGUUCCUAGAUGUCCAGGGAAUCAGCGGUUCAGGGAUGGCUUUCAAGAAAGUGACUCAGAUGAUUAUUAUGGCUCGACAUAAUGAAUGCCAAGAGUCUUAAGACUUAAAAGUGCCCUUGACAUUUUCCUAAUGACAUCAAGAUGGGAACUCAGGGACUGGAACUCCUCCCAUCCUGGUUGGUUGUCUAAGCCACACUUGCCAUCAUGAUGUCCAUUGUUCUUUAUACUUGCGGUUGAGUGUUAUUGGAAGUGACUGAAUGAAGCCCCAUGUUUUUACAUUGCACGGGUGGUUUAGAACGUAGGCUAGACAUUUUUGCUUUGCAUAGAAAGGUGCUUAUUUUCAGCAAAGGGGUUCCCUCAGGCAGGUGAAUGGAAUAUAUAUAUAUAUAUAUAUAUUUCCAGAAAUGCACAUUUUGGAUAAUUGGCCAUUUGUGAAUCAAAGCAGGGUGUUCUCUGUGAAAUUUUCACAAAAAAUUAAUUUACUCUCUUCAUUGUACGGUGGGGUCUUUCAAGUAGUAAAAUCCAGCUGUGUAGAGAAUUAUGUGACUUUUCCAAUAGGGAGGGCACCCUCACAAGGCACCAGUGUGACCUUUCAUCUUCCUUCAUCCUUUGGUAAGGAUGCCAAAGUCAUUAAAAAUGUAGCCAUGUGACAAUGAUGGCUACAGAUUUUUAGCCAUAGCUAAAAGUCAUAGCCAUAGCAAGUACUACAGCAGACUGGACACUGUACAGGGCAGUGUGCAUCCAUUCUCUCAUUUGUAUCCCAUUUCAAAUCCUUGUGACAACCAUUCAAGGCAGUUACUGUUUUUAUCAUUUUAGAAAAGGAAAAAGGAAAACAAAACAAUCUGUUCUGAGUGCCAUAACAGAUUAAUUAUUUCCUUAGGAUCUCACAGCUAGUAAUAGCUUAGCCUCCUAAUGUUCCCAAAGCCCAUGUUUCUCUUCUAAGACUACCCACCACUCCCCAAAGUAGACUUUCAUGAGGUAAUUUUUCCUGUCACAGAUCUUAGCACAUGGCCAAGGGUUGGACACCCUCAGCCAACAGGAACAGGGAGCAGGUCUGUGUGUGUGCUGACCACUCUGCUCAGCUGCUCCCGCUUCCCUCUAAACCUAAGUAUAAGCCGAAGUCAUUAAAAAUGUACCCAUGUGACUACUCAGCCCCAAUGCCAGUGGUUCUCAACCCUGGCUAUACAUUAAGAUCACUAGGCUUACAAACAUACUGAUGCUCAGGCUCCAUUCCAAAAUAAUUAAUUACUUCACAGAUUCUUGGGGGUAAGGCAUGGGCAUCGGUACUUUUCAAAGUCCCCCAAGGAAUUAUAUAUAUCCAGGAUUGAGAACCACAAGUGGAAGAAAACAUCACCAGGUUGGAUGAAGGGCAGCUACACCUCGUGGUUUGUUCGUUGUAGACACAUCUUCCUCUGGAGGGGCUGGAAAUGCUGGUGAGGCCGUCUUUUAUACCAGACUCAGUUUAGUUCAGUCAGGAUCAACUCAGCUCCUUCUAGAUAGCUGCACUUUUUCCUUGGUGAGACUAGAAAAUGGCAGCUAUAGAUAAUUUAACAUUUUCAUUUUCUUGAUAUAAAAUCUUAGGAAAACCAAAGUCUUUAAAAAUGUAGAUAUGGGCAUAAUCAUUCAAGUUUUUAAUAUAAAAUACACCUUACAGAAUUUAAGAGUAGAUUCUUGGCUUGUAGACAACACUGCAUGUAAUACACAUAGUUUAAGAGUAAUUUUUUGGUUGGGUGAAGGUUAUGAAAUUGUAUUUUUAUGAAAGGAAGGGACUCCUGUCACCGAGGCCUCAUUAUCAUGCUUCAAUGUCUUGGGGAGGCAAUUGAAUCCCCUAGUUAGGAAAGGAUGCUGCUACUGAAUUUUCCUGGCAAUUGCCAAUCUUCCAGAUAAUUCUUAAACUAUGGCGACUGAGGAAAGAGACGGAAAUUGAUACAGAGUGAGCAUCUACUUUGCAUCAGCACUAUACUGGCUGCCUUUACCUGUAGGAUUUCUUUCCAUCCUCACCAUUGCCCUCUGAAAUGUGUGUCAUUGUGUCCAUCAUUCUUUUUUCCAAUGGAAAACUGAAAUCAAGUGUCUAAGUCACAUGGGGACAGAGCCAGAACUGAAUCUGGCCACUUUUGAAGUAUAGUGGGGAGCUGCAAAUGAGGCAAUGGAUGUGAGGAACAGGAAGGAGAGGACUGGAAAGGUGAAGACAGUAGUUCUCAAAUUCUGACUCAUUGGAAUUAUCUGAAGAGCUUUAAAAACUCCUGAGGUCUAAGUUCCAUCCUCAUAGAGUCUGCUUUAAGGGCUCUGGGGUACAAAAUGAGCACCAGGAGUUUCAGAAGCUCUUCUUGUGGUUCUCAUCUGCAGCCAGAGUUGAGAACUACCUUGUUAAACAUUUCACCGAAAGUCCUGGAGGUCAUCUUCCUUAUGUCCACCAGCCUAGAAUUUCAGAAUAACUGUUAACACUCCAACCUGACAUCAAGAAGAAGAGCAAUUAUUUAAGAAACCUCGUAAUCUGGACCUUUGUGUAGUUACUUUCUGAGCCAUUAGCACAAACCAUAUUAGGGGUAGUGAGAUUUGCUUUUGCUUUAAGGGAAGAAUGAUUAUAGGUUCAGGAAUCCAGUAUCCAACACAGGUAGGAUAUCCUCAUAUAUUGAUAGUAUCAUUGAGGUACAAUUUUGACUUGACUCUUUUUAUUUAUUAUGGCAGCUAUUAAAACUUUGAAUUUUGAUGCAAGAUUAUUUUAAGUAUGAGAAGAUGGGAGGAAGGUCUGAAGUCAGAGUGCUUGGAUGUGAAUGCAGAAUGCAGACUCCUUUCUCAUACUGGCUGUGUGACCUUUGGCAAGUUACUUAAGCUCUUUAAGCCUCAGUUUCCUCACUCCAAAAGGGAGUGAUGAUAGUGCUUGCCUUGAAGGAUUAUAGUGAAGAUUAAAGGCUAAAAUUGAUGUUAAAAUCUUAGCAUUGCGCCUGGUACACAGUUAAGUACACCAAUUGUCGGCUACUAUAAUAUGACAUAUAAAUAAGUCAGCUAUUAUAAUAUGACAUACCAAUAAAUCAGCUAUUAUAAUUAUUUUACCACAUUAGUUCCUGAAAUGAAAACACAGUCUCUGUUCUAAUAUUGUUCCAUUCUCGAUGGGGCUAAUGUUAACAUUGCAAUGCCUUGCAAUUCAAAACUCUAGGAUUAUUUUUAUGCAUAUUUUGAUGAAGGUUUUUCACCACAAAUGGAUACUGAUUGCAGAAAUGGAAUGUAUGGAAGUAGGGCUUUCUUUUCUUUUGUGUAAAACAUG
This is a messenger RNA of Nycticebus coucang (slow loris), 6850 nucleotides long. It is a transcript of the gene PDE1C, whose product is annotated as phosphodiesterase 1C. NCBI's taxonomy places the organism in Eukaryota, Metazoa, Chordata, Mammalia, Primates, Lorisidae. Gene Ontology annotation, biological process: signal transduction. The coding region runs from base 105 to 2078 and encodes 657 amino acids. Gene Ontology annotation, molecular function: 3',5'-cyclic-nucleotide phosphodiesterase activity. The record is from RefSeq and is a predicted model, not a curated record. The transcript is spliced from 19 exons.